AUGCUUAAGGAAGAUUGCAUCCGUUUGCGCAAUCCAGAGAUUAUAUGCGAAUCUCAGCGACGGCGGUUUGCUAAUGUUGAACUUGUUGAUAAAAUCAUUCAACUUUAUGAAGAAUGGAAAAGCCAUCAAUUCGAGCUGGAACAGUUCCGAAAGGAUUUCAACAAGAUCAACAAAGAAGUCGCCAAACUCAGAAUUGCAGGACAAGAUGCGACUUCAUUGAUUAAAGAUACCGAGGAAAACAAGCAAUUGACUGCGAAGAAAGAAGCACAUGUUCAGGAGGCCCAAAGAGCAUUGCAUUCAAAUCUGAAUCUGGUUGGAAAUAUUGUUCAUGACUCUGUUCCCGUUAGCAACGAUGAGGCAGAUAACGAGAUAGUUAGGAGUUGGGGAAAGAAGAGAGAUGAAGCAAAACUGAGAAAUCAUGUGGAUCUUGUCGAUCUUCUUGGAAUUGCAGACCUGAAAAGAGGUGCUAAUGUUGCUGGUGGUAGAGGAUAUUAUCUAAAAGGAGAUGGUGUGCGUCUCAAUCAAGCUCUAGUGAAUUUUGGCCUUGAUUUCUUGGAGAAGAAGGGUUACACACUGUUGCAGACUCCAUUCUUCAUGAGAAAAGAUAUCAUGGCAAAAUGUGCUCAAUUAUCACAAUUUGAUGAAGAACUCUACAAAGUAACAGGUGAAGGAGAUGACAAGUACUUGAUUGCUACUGCUGAACAGCCACUUUGUAGGAUAUGA
Messenger RNA from Lactuca virosa, 723 nucleotides. Lineage: Eukaryota; Viridiplantae; Streptophyta; Magnoliopsida; Asterales; Asteraceae. The record is from the annotation of a GenBank genome assembly.